Messenger RNA from Rotaria socialis, 1977 nucleotides. NCBI's taxonomy places the organism in Eukaryota, Metazoa, Rotifera, Eurotatoria, Philodinida, Philodinidae. The record is from the annotation of a GenBank genome assembly.
AUGAAUAAUCAACUGCGUAGAUUGCGGAAUGCCAGAUUAGAAAAUGUUGAAGCUAGUUCUACAUUGGGUGCAUCACCAUCGGUCAAUAAUUACAAUCCCAUUGCCAUGAUCAACAAAGAAAUUAACACGGAAGAGUGUCGCCAACUGCUAAAGAAAGUUGACAAAAUGCGCGAGAUCUUGCAAAUGGAAAAAGUUUCACUUCCACAAAUCGUUGUUGUUGGCGAUCAAUCGGUAGGAAAGUCAUCGAUACUCGAGGCUAUCAGUGGUAUUGAACUACCACGAGCACAGAAUAUUUGUACACGCUGCCCACUGGAACUACGUAUGAAAAGUGCUCCACCCGAUUCGCAGGAUUACGCGACGAUUAGAUGCGCUGGAGUGGAUGAAUUGAUCAUCAAUGAUUUAUCAGAGAUUUCUGCUAGAGUGGUCGAAUGCACGAACUUCUUGACUGGUAACUUGGUCAAUAUAUCACCAUCGCCCAUUUUCCUCACUGUUUAUAAACGAGAGAUUGAAGACGAUCUAACAUUGAUUGAUUUGCCAGGAAUUACUCGCACUCAAGUAGACGGUCAGUCGCCAACGAUUUAUCGUGAUAUUGUUUCAUUGAUCGAAACGUGUGUUCAGUCUGAAUCAUCGAUUGUUUUGCACGUCAUUCCAUCAUCAGUAGAUUUUACAACAUCAGAAUCAAUUCAAAUUUGUCAACGAUACGAUCCACAAUAUGAACGUCAAAUCAUCGCCGUAUCAAAAAUCGACAAACAUGACAAAGGUAUCGCAGAAAAACUACAAGGAAUAGGACCUGGAUCUCUGGCUCUUUUGUUGGGUUCUGUUGCUGUUCUCAACCGUAAGCAGGAGGAAAUCGAUGCAAAAGUUUCGUUUGAAGAAAUGAGACGACGCGAAGAAAAAUUCUUUCAAACCAAUCCAGCCUUCGCUGACGUACCUAAGGAACACUUAGGUAGCCGAGAAUUAAUCAAAAAAUUAGUUUCAAUUCAACAGAGUAGAAUUCGAUUAACGUUGCCAUCAGUGAUUGAAGGAGUCAAAGAAAAAAUUCAAAUGAAACGAGAAGAACUGAAACACAUUCCAAUAGCGGUAUUAACGGAAACGGACACGAGAUUUGCUUUCAAUGAAAUUCUCAGAAAUUAUCGCACAGCUGUUGAAAACCGUGUAAAAGGUGACUACGAAAUCCAAUAUGGGCAAGUGGCAAAAACAUUCGAUCCUACGGCACGUGAUCAAUGGGAUGACCGAAUCGCGUAUCAUCUCAAGAUGAUAGGAAAAUGUACUUCAGCAGAAAUUAAAAGGAUUUUAUCGACCUUUUCUUCACCUAAUCAAGGUACUCAAAUGUUGCAGUCAAUCGAGGAAAAUUAUGGUGGUGGGUUGCCUAAUUUUCCAUCAUCCAAUAUUAUUCAACAGUUAUAUCAGCCGUACCAUAAACAACUUGAGACACCCUGCAAAUCUCUGGUUGUUUGGGUCGAACAAUAUAUGACCAGUUGUCUUGCUUAUAUUUUGGAGAAAGUUAUACCUGCAGAGGCGAGUUAUAAAUUGCCUCUGUCCCGUGAGCUGAAUAAAGUAAUCAAAGGUGUAAUAGAAAACAGUAGAGUAAAAUGCAUGGAAAACGUCGAGCAGAUGUUAAAAAUGGAAGAGAAAGUCUUCACCGUCAAUUCGAACUACAUGGAUAUCUUUAAGAAGCUGCAAGCCAGCGACAAAACACAGAGUGAUAACAGGACACCUCAUGAUGUUUUGAUUGGCCUGCAAGCCUAUUGUUCGAUUGUUCAAGCUCGUAUUGUCGAUCAUCUCUCUCAACUUUGCGAGUAUUGGUUCAUUCGUAACGGUGUAUUGCUCCUCGAUGGGAAGUUAAAUACAGAGUUUACCCCAGCAGAACUCUUGAAGUGGAUGAAGGAACCGCCAUUGCUAGAGCAGAGAAGGGCUAAUUUGCGUCGAAGCAUUGAUACAAUGGAAAGAGCAUUGGUCGCAGCAGAAAGCGAUUAA